ACUUACGUUCAUCGUGACCGUUGAUAUAAAGGGCGGCGCUGCCGAGCUCAAGUCCCAUUCUUUCUUUUUCUUUCUUUCUCUUUCUUUUCUCCAAAUUACUCUCGUUCAUCCUCAUAACAGACCUAUUUUUACCCGAUAUUGCACUGGGUGCAAUCCGUUGGGUCUUGUUCGGUUUACUAUAAUACGCUUCAGCCUUUGGUGUCGCGCAUACAAUGCUGGGUGUCCAAACCUAUACUGCUGGGCUUGACGUACCGGAAGACAUACCGCAUUCUCCUCAGGUUCCAGAUCCCGAACGAGCUCGGAAUGUACGACUUGCUCUCCAGAGCUUAGACCCUUUCUUUGCUCGCCCGGAUCAUGAAAAUAGUCGUAGUCCCGCACAUUCCUCCGGUGUUUCUGUCUCAUCUUCAAAAAAAAUCCUUCGACAUAAGAAAAAAUAUCGGCCUCCCCCUCUGACAUUGCCAGUGGAUGUGGAGCAAACUGCGCAGCAAUACACGGGGUCGUUCCUUGAUCAUACGGAGCCGGAAAGCCGACAACUCAAAUCCCAACGUAGUCUGCCCACUCUACGGAGUGUAUCUCUUCCGGUACCCACUCACGCAUAUCGGUCUUCCAUUUCCUCUAAAUUUCCGGCUUCCUCUCCCACAUCCAUGGCGGCUUCAUCUCCCGUUACCACGGGGAUACCUGCCGCAAGCUUUUUGACCGUACCCUCUGCGCAUCCACCCAUCUCACCUUCAACGCCGUCCCCGUCGCCGCCACCGUCCCCCUCAACGACGAAGCGUAAGCGUUUCUCAAGGCUAUGCCGCAAGUUCGGUGAAUCCCCGCCCCCUGAACUCGUCUUUGGCGGGGGUCCUGUGCCUGUGGUUGUAGAGCCCAGGAAGGCCCGUGUGCAGAACGCUGCCUGUUUUGCUCCCAUCACGGAGGAGAGCAUCGCCUUUUUUGCUCCGCCUGUGGUUGUAGAGCCCAGGAAGGCCCAUGCGCAGAACGCUGCCUGUUUUGCUCCUAUAAUGGAGGAGAGUAUCGCAUUUUUUGCUCCCAUCAUGGAGGAGAGCAAAGAGGUCACAUAUGAUCUGGACACCUCUAGUACCAGCACUGGGGGAACGAGCGAGGUUCAUCAUCGACCCUCAACGCUUCUCCUACAAGACGCCGAGAUUCGUCAUCAUGUCCCGACGCAGUAUGACACAGCUUGUAUGCUGGAGAGGAAAGGACGGCGCACCACGCAUCGUGAUUAUGACGACGUAUUGAGACGCCUGAGAAGUCUUUGAACGCUCGAGUACUUCAUUCAUCAAAUCUCAUGUGUUUUGGACCUUGUCAUUUUGCACAUCUUGUAAUAUUUAUCAUCGCGUAGACCGCCCUUUCAUCGCCUUCGCACUGUGCAUAUUGAUAUUUUUUUCAUACACUGAUAGUAAUAAUUGUAAUGCAAGCAACGAGUUCUCAGACGAGCCAGGCGUUCCUCCAGCCAUACCUAACUAUACAGAUACAUAGGAGACACCCACACUCAUCAAACGCAAAGUACAAGGUCUUGUGUUUCACAUCAAUUUGAU
Molecule: messenger RNA, 1538 nt
Organism: Suillus clintonianus
Lineage: Eukaryota; Fungi; Basidiomycota; Agaricomycetes; Boletales; Suillaceae
Exons: 2
Coding region: 213-1259 (348 amino acids)
Source: RefSeq, a predicted model, not a curated record